CAACGCACCUCUUGCUUUUUCCUCCAAAGUAUGUUAUAUUAAGUUUCGUGAAGCAUCGAGUGUUGGUGUGGCCCAGCAUCUAACUAACACGGUUUUUAUUGACAGAGCUUUGAUAGUUGUGCCCUGCGCAGAAGGUAAAAUCCCAGAUGAAGCCAAAGCCCUUUCUCUAUUGGCGCCUGCUCCUACUAUGACAAGCCUGAUGCCUGGUGCAGGGUUGCUUCCUAUACCUACACCAACCCCUUUGACUACACUUGGUGUUUCACUUGGCACUUUGGGGGCUAUACCAGCAGCAGCAUUGGACCCUAAUAUUACGGCACUGGGAGAAAUACCCCAGCCUCCAAUUAUGGGGAAUGUGGAUCCAUCCAAAAUCGAUGAAAUCAGAAGAACAGUCUAUGUUGGAAACUUGAAUUCCCAGACUACAACAGCAGAUCAGCUGCUUGAAUUCUUUAAGCAAGUUGGAGAAGUCAAAUUUGUGCGAAUGGCGGGGGAUGAGACACAACCAACACGAUUUGCUUUUGUGGAAUUUGCAGACCAAAAUUCUGUACCUCGAGCUCUUGCCUUUAAUGGAGUUAUGUUUGGAGACAGGCCACUGAAAAUAAAUCACUCCAAUAAUGCGAUAGUGAAGCCUCCUGAAAUGACACCACAGGCUGCUGCCAAGGAACUGGAAGAAGUGAUGAAGAGAGUAAGGGAAGCCCAGUCAUUCAUAUCUGCUGCUAUUGAGCCAGGAUGGCUGCACUCAACGAGUAUAUGCAAUGACUUUCUUGGAUGUUUCUGAAGGAUAUUUGCAAAGAAGGAAGAUGUGCAAAGAGUAGGCCCCUUGCACUAUAUGUGGUACAUUCCACUUGUGCCAAAUUGUUAACUGGGAUCUUUAAAUGUUCUGAGCUUACACUGCAAAGUGGUUUUUUCCUCUCAGAGUCUGGAAAGAGCAGUG
Messenger RNA from Balearica regulorum gibbericeps (East African grey crowned-crane), 931 nucleotides. Lineage: Eukaryota; Metazoa; Chordata; Aves; Gruiformes; Gruidae. The record is from RefSeq and is a predicted model, not a curated record.